This is a messenger RNA of Alosa alosa (allis shad), 732 nucleotides long. RefSeq names its product HLA class II histocompatibility antigen, DP beta 1 chain-like. Bases 1 to 732 code for a protein of 243 amino acids. The transcript has 5 exons. The record is from RefSeq and is a predicted model, not a curated record. Gene Ontology annotation, cellular component: membrane; MHC class II protein complex. Gene Ontology annotation, molecular function: MHC class II protein complex binding. Lineage: Eukaryota; Metazoa; Chordata; Actinopteri; Clupeiformes; Clupeidae. Gene Ontology annotation, biological process: immunoglobulin production involved in immunoglobulin-mediated immune response; peptide antigen assembly with MHC class II protein complex; immune response.
AUGGCCACUUCAUUUCUACAUUUUAGCCUACUGUAUAUUAUUGUAUGCCCUCUUAUAUAUGCAUAUGAUAUCCAUUAUUGUUUGAAAACCUGUCACUCCAGCACCUUGGACCUGAGUGACAUGGUGUUCGUUAACUCCUAUUACUUCAAUAGGAUCAAAUAUUUAGUGUUUAACAGCUCAGUUGGAAGGUUUGUUGGAUAUACUGAAGUAGGGGAGAGGUUGGCAGAGGCUUCCAACGAGAAUGAAGCAUUUUUGAAUAUGCAAAAUGCUAUCAACGGAUACUGCAAUACAGCAGCUGAUUUAUAUAAAACUUAUCGGAUGCGUAUCACAUCUGAGCCCAGAGUGAAGCUGAGUUUGGGGAAGCCUUUCAAUGAUAAUCACCCUGGCAUGCUGGUAUGCAGCGCUUACGACUUCUACCCAAAAAUGAUCCGCAUAAGCUGGUACAGAGAUGGGCAGAAGGUGACCAGCGAUGUCUGGGCCACAGAGGAGCUAGCGGAUGGAGACUGGUUCUACCAGAGCCACUCGCAUCUGGAGUUCACCCCCAAACCUGGAGAGAAGAUCACCUGUGAGGUGGAACACAUCAGCUUCAAGGAGCCCAGAGAGUUUGUCUGGGACUCCUCCAUGCCCGAGUCUGAGAGGAAUAAGGUGGCCAUUGGGGCUGCUGGACUGGUGCUGGGCCUGAUGGUCUGUGCUGCUGGACUGCUCUACUACAGAAAGAAGUCUCAAGGUUAG